Callorhinchus milii (elephant shark) is the source of this 3671-nucleotide messenger RNA. It is a transcript of the gene cblb, whose product is annotated as Cbl proto-oncogene B, E3 ubiquitin protein ligase. The record is from RefSeq and is a predicted model, not a curated record. Bases 39 to 2972 code for a protein of 977 amino acids. Lineage: Eukaryota; Metazoa; Chordata; Chondrichthyes; Chimaeriformes; Callorhinchidae. Gene Ontology annotation, cellular component: plasma membrane; membrane raft. Gene Ontology annotation, molecular function: receptor tyrosine kinase binding; calcium ion binding; ubiquitin protein ligase activity. The transcript has 17 exons. Gene Ontology annotation, biological process: negative regulation of epidermal growth factor-activated receptor activity; cell surface receptor signaling pathway.
CAUCAUCAUCAUUAUUAUUAUCGGAAAAACAAACAAACAUGGCGAUGGCGCCCAGGAACCCGCGUAGCAACGUGAAGAAGGGUCGGAUUUUAGGCUUCAUCGACGCCAUCCAGGACGCGGUGGGGCCCCCGAAGCAGGCGGCCGACAAGCGGAUGGUGGAGAAGACCUGGAAGCUGAUGGACAAAGUGGUCCGGCUGUGCCAGAACCCCAAGCUGCAGCUGAAGAACAGCCCGCCGUACAUCCUCGACAUCCUGCCGGACACCUACCAGCACCUCCGGCUCAUCCUCUCCAAGUACGAGGAUCGGAUGCAGGUCCUGAGCGAGAACGAGUACUUCAAGAUCUACAUCGACAGCCUGAUGAAGAAAUCCAAGCGAGCCAUCAGGCUCUUUAAAGAGGGCAAAGAGCGGAUGUACGAGGAGCAGUCUCAGGACAGGCGGAAUCUUACAAAGCUGUCACUCAUCUUUAGUCACAUGCUGGCAGAAAUCAAGGCCAUCUUCCCCUCUGGCCAGUUUCAGGGGGACAACUUUCGCAUCACAAAGGCUGACGCUGCUGAAUUUUGGAAACGAGCUUUUGACGACAAGACUAUAGUUCCGUGGAAAGUGUUCAGACAGUGCCUUCAUGAAGUCCACCCUAUCAGCUCUGGUUUGGAAGCCAUGGCGCUCAAGUCUACAAUAGAUCUAACCUGUAAUGAUUACAUUUCAAUCUUUGAAUUUGAUAUCUUCACUAGACUCUUCCAGCCCUGGACAUCAAUCUUAAGGAACUGGAACUUCUUGGCUGUGACUCAUCCUGGCUAUAUGGCUUUUCUUACGUACGAUGAGGUGAAGGCCCGGCUCCAAAAAUACAUCAACAAACCUGGCAGCUAUAUCUUCAGACUUAGCUGUACUCGACUCGGCCAGUGGGCCAUUGGCUACGUCACUAAUGAUGGAAACAUCCUACAAACCAUUCCACACAACAAACCCCUCUUCCAAGCUCUCAUAGAUGGGUGCCGAGAAGGAUUCUACUUAUACCCAGAUGGACGGAGCUACAAUCCUGAUCUGACCGGAUUGUGUGAACCAACACCUCAUGAUCACAUAAAGGUGACCCAGGAGCAAUAUGAGCUGUACUGCGAGAUGGGAUCCACGUUUCAGCUGUGUAAAAUCUGUGCAGAGAACGAUAAGGAUGUGAAGAUUGAGCCAUGUGGUCACUUGAUGUGCACUUCUUGCUUGACAGCGUGGCAGGAAUCCGAUGGUCAGGGAUGUCCAUUUUGCCGCUGUGAGAUCAAAGGUACAGAACCCAUCAUUGUUGAUCCUUUUGAUCCAAGGGAUGAUGGCGCCAAAUUCAACUUAGAUCUUUUCGGAAUGCCAAUGUUAGACCUGGAUGAUGAAGAUGACCGGGAAGACUCGUUGGUUAUGAACAAACUAGCUUCUGUUCGCAAGUGUAUAGAUAGGCAGGUUUCACCGGUGUCUUCACCAAACUCAUCACCUAUUGCUCAGCGGAGAAAACCAGCUCCAGACCCACUCCAGAUUCAACAUCUCAACCUCCCGCCAGUGCCACCUCGGCUGGACCUCAUUCAGAAAGGAGUGGUCAGGUCACCGUGUGCCAGUCCCACUGGUUCUCCAAAGUCGUCUCCGUGUAUGGUAAGAAAACAGGACAAGCCUCUGCCAGCACCACCACCUCCCCUCAGAGACCCUCCUCUUCCACCUGAGAGACCACCACCUAUCCCACCAGAAAGCCGAGGUCCACGUUCUCUGCACCACCCUGACAUUGCUCCUACAAGGGACCAACAUGCAACUCGUGAAGCUUGGUGUCCCAGGGAAGUGCAUGGUGCUGGUCUUUCAGCAGACUGUCGAUCUGGUAGUGAUCGAUCGCCUAAAUCUGCACACACACCACCUACUAAUUUGAAUGGCAGACAGAGCUGGCAUGCGACAGAUCCAGGUUUUUCACGCAACCCGGUCAGACGUCCAGAUGGAGCUCACGAUAAUACAAAGGCAUUCACCAACGGACUGUUGAGAACCGACGAAUAUGAUAUUCCUCCACCUCGACAGUCUCCGCCUCCCCCAACAACAACACUAUUCUCCAGCAGCACAAAGUACCCACACCAAUUCACAAACUCACAUUCAAACUUGGAAAAGCCACGGGGAUUUACUGAUGAUAAUGAAGAUGAAUAUAAGAUUCCAACCUCUUAUCCCGUCUCCUUAGCUGCACAACCUCCCCAAACUGUGAAGCCUCGUGCAUCAAGAGUAAUUGAGAACGGGCAAUGUGGUAAUGGAAUGCAGAGCAGCAUGUCUGAAGCAAAGAAACCCAAAGCGCUGGAAAUCGAUGAUCCCUUUGACAUGCCAACUGCUACAGCUCCCUUACCACCUGCUCGGGUUUCAGCCAGAGACAGCCAAAAACCCAGUUGUUCUCUCAACAGGACACCCUCGGAUUAUGACCUCCUAGUUCCUCCAUCAGGUGAUAAUCCGUUUGACAGUCCACCUCCCUCAUUGCCUCCGCCCCCACCUCCUGCUCGUCACAGUUUCCCUGACCUGCCCAGAUCUUCAGGCUCAGGCAGCAGACCUUCCUCUGGCCAUGACUCCUUCCAUUGCAAUACAGAUGCAUCCUUCGACGCAUCAAGCGCUUCUGCCCCUGUACCCCCAGCUCGAAGGACAGUUGAGGACAAUCAGAAAUCUAACAGGAUAUCACAAGAGUUUGAUCAACACCCAUCACUCGCAGACAAUUCCCAAGCACCGGCCAGGCCUCCAAAACCACUUCCUCGUAGGACUGCUCCAGAUGGUUACCACAGGAAAAACCACAUUCAAGAAACAAGCUCUUUACAUAAUAGUCAGGCAGGAGAAAACGUGGACGCUAAGAUUGCAAAACUGAUGGGCGAAGGCUACUCCUUUGAAGACGUAAAACGAGCCCUCGUGAUAGCUCGCAAUAACGUAGAGAUGGCACGAAGUAUCUUGCGAGAAUUUGCCUUCUAUCCUCCCAUUUCAUCACGUAUCAAUCCAUAACCAGGAGCUGUCCAGGUGCAAGAGGGGGGGGAAAAAAUCUCAGAAUAGACUUCUGAGUUUUUGAAGAGUGUUGAAUUUUAAAGUAGCGUUUGCAAGGGGGGAAUGAACGUUGACUGCCCAGCCUGCCCUGCGCAGGCUCGUUGUGAAGAAGGUUCUCUGAUAGAAGAUAGAGAAUGAUGUUCACACGUUUGUUAGCCAUAAUGUUAAGAAUCAGGGUUCAACCGAGAAGAAAGUUUACUGUUCUUGAAUUUCACGUCUGUGAAUUGCUUGAGAUCUCUGCUGCUUGGAGCUGUCAAAAUGGCUGUGAAAGUCACCUGAACUUUCUUGUUCAAAUGGAAUUUAUACAGUUUAUUGCUCUCCAUAUCUUUGGCAUCCUGGGAAUUGAUCAGUCCUGCUGCAGCAUCCCUUUGUUGUCAUCUGCGCUGAUGGAGAUCACUGUUGUUUUAAGUUUUUUCCUCCCCCUCGGCCCCUUAUUCAAUCUGGGGCACAGACUCUUAUCUGUUUUUCUGAAGAUCCUUUAAUUUGCUGCAUUUUGGUCUAUCAGACUGGUGCACAAACAAGCAUGUGGCCUUCACUACUGAGUCUUUUCUGAGAUAAAGUGACAUUUCUUUAUUAAAACAAAACUAAUUUCUGAAUGUAGAGUACAUUAUAUUUGUCUAUGUAUUGCCUUGGUAAAGUUUGACUGUAACUUUGGCAGCU